GUCGGCGUUUCUGCCGUUCUCAUCAUUUGUAGGCGGUGUCGAUCAACUCGCCAAGAUGAAUCUGGAGCUGUUGAAGAAGCGGGAGGGUGCCGUCCAAACAGGAGGCAAGGGCACUGUGAGGAGAAAGGAGAAGGCUGUGCACAAGACCACAACCACAGAUUAUAAGAGGUUGCAAAGCACUCUGAAGAGGCUUGCACUCAACACUAUUCCGGGGAUCGAAGAAGUGAACAUCUUCAAGGAUGAAAAUGUGAUCCAUUUCAUCAACCCCAAAGUGCAAGCUUUCAUAGGAGCCAACACUUAUGUCGUCAGUGGAGCUGCACAGACAAAGGAGCUUCAAGACCUGUUGCCAGGGAUCAUCAACCAGCUUGGACUUGGUAGCUUGGCGAAUCUGAGAAAGGUUGCGGAGCAGUAUAAGAGCAAGGAAACUGCGGGUGUGAAGGAGGAGGACGAUGACGACGUCCCAGACUUGGUGGAGGGAGAGACAUUCGAAGAGGACGCCAAGAAGCCAGCACCUUGAGCAAUUUGGUCCUCUCUUCUGUGGUUCUUGGUAGUGGAAAAGACCAUGAACUCGAUCCCUAACUUCGG
Messenger RNA from Chara braunii, 585 nucleotides. The record is from the annotation of a GenBank genome assembly. Lineage: Eukaryota; Viridiplantae; Streptophyta; Charophyceae; Charales; Characeae.